Coregonus clupeaformis (lake whitefish) is the source of this 2607-nucleotide messenger RNA. It is a transcript of the gene prrx1b, whose product is annotated as paired related homeobox 1b. Gene Ontology annotation, molecular function: DNA-binding transcription factor activity, RNA polymerase II-specific; DNA binding. Bases 913 to 1650 code for a protein of 245 amino acids. Gene Ontology annotation, biological process: regulation of DNA-templated transcription. NCBI's taxonomy places the organism in Eukaryota, Metazoa, Chordata, Actinopteri, Salmoniformes, Salmonidae. The transcript has 4 exons. The record is from RefSeq and is a predicted model, not a curated record.
AAGGGGUUGGUUAAGGUUGCCAGAGGUUCGUUAAAAAGCCUUAAUCAGUGGGUUCUGGGUGGUGGAGAUGUUGUUGGUGUGGUUGUGUGCUGCUGAAAGGGGAGGGUAGAGUUUGAGGAGGACGGGAGCGUAGCGAGGGGGUCUGUGAAACGUCAGAAACAGCAUACAGGCAUCGCCACGUAAUUACGGGCUGCUAUUAUGGUCCAUCUACUCUCCCAGGAGUCUCAGAGUUUCAUUUACACCCUGGCUGGUGCAGGCAGCAUCCGCAGCGUGCCAGCGUGAGCCUCAUUUGAAGUGCCAGAGCAAGAGAGAAGCAGAAAGAGAGUGAGAGAAGCAACGAGAGAGAGAGAGAGCGAAGGGAAAGAAAGAGAGAGAGAGAGAGUCGACCGAUUCUCACUGAGAAAAAGCAAUAGUUCCAAGAAAGGUGCCUUAGCCAUAGCAGAGCCAGUUUCCCAGUGCCUUGAGCCCUGAGCUGAGCCAGCUUUAUGCACACACGAGCGCAUCUGUUCGGCAUCUGCUAAGCUCAGUCAGUUGCGACCGUGAGUCAACAGGAGUGGGAAGUGGGGAGGACUUUUUAAGAGGACUUCUUGAAAACCCAGGUGCAGGACGCUGUGAUUUUAUAUGGAGACUAUAUUUGUUGUUUAUGCGCUUGUAUGGAUGGACCGGAUGCGUAGAGAUUUGUGAUCGCGGGAAACAAACGAGGGGAAAAGCUUUUUUCUUCUGUCUGUAGAAGUCUGGUUUACCGCCACUGCUGCGUCUGGAUGUGAGCAGCAACUGUGCUUUGCUUGGAAAACUGAGGUUUCUCGGGCUGGUUUCGAGGCGCUGUUCCUGUUCGUGCGUUCUGUGUGCAAGGAUACAUUUGGCUCGCUUAUUAUUAUUGCUCAGUUUUUUCUACUGUAUCCUAUUUCCGUCAUGACUUCUAGCUAUGCACAUGUAAGGGACAGGCAAGCAACGAUAUCAAAUCGCUUGGAGAGUCCGAUUACAUCGAAUCUGGAAAACCUUCAAGCCAAAAAGAACUUCUCGGUGAGCCACCUGUUGGAUCUGGAGGAGGCCAGGGAAAUGGUUGGGACACAGGCGGACGAGAGUGUCGGUGAGGCAGGGAGGAAUAUGCUUGAGUCCCCGGGGCUGACCAGUGGGAGCGACACCACCCAGCAGGAGAAUGAGCAGCUGAACGCGGAGGAGAAGAAGAAGAGGAAACAGAGGAGGAACAGGACUACGUUCAACAGCAGCCAGCUGCAGGCUCUGGAGAGAGUGUUUGAGAGGACACACUACCCCGACGCCUUCGUCAGAGAGGACCUGGCACGCAGGGUCAACCUCACAGAGGCACGGGUGCAGGUGUGGUUUCAGAACAGAAGGGCAAAGUUUCGUCGGAACGAGCGUGCCAUGCUGGCUAGCAAGAACGCCUCGCUCCUCAAGUCCUACUCCGGGGACAUCACGGCCGUGGAGCAGCCCAUUGUACCCCGUCCGGCCCCCCGCCCAAAUGACUACCUGUCCUGGGGCAGUGCCUCUCCUUACAGUGCCAUGGCAACCUACCCCCCCACAUGCUCCAACCCCAAUACAUCCCAGGGAAUGAACAUGGCUAACAGCAUCGCCAACCUGCGGCUAAAAGCAAAGGAGUACAGCUUGAACCAGGUGCCCACGGUCAACUGAGGAGAGAGGGGGGAGAGAGAGGCUUCACGGUGGGGGUGGGGGCAGGAGCAGGGACCCUCUCUCUCUCUCUCUCUCUCUCUCUCUCACGUCUGUCCCACACAGACAGUAAGACCCCAGCCUGGCCCCCACAGGGAUGAUUAAGAUCUGACCGCCCUCCAUUUUAGCUUGAAGUCUCCUUUCUUUCCGGAGCUAUAGAGAUGGAUGUGCUUCCUAUACUGUCUGCAAACCUGAAGCAUCUGAUGAGAAAGCAAGCGACGCCGUGGAAUCAUGAGAGGCUGUUUCUGUGAGCCGCCUCUCUCCUGUCCUGAGCAUCGCUGAACUGUCGCUGUCUGUACCAACCAAUUAUACCAAAUACAUCAACCAAUUAAACCAAAGACAUCUAGACUGGGACUGGAUGCUGUAUCAAAUGACUGUUUUUAAUUAUUUCUUUCAAUUAGGUUUUGACUAAAUGAAAGGCUAGUUUCCAAAGAUAUGGAAACCCUGACAGAAUAAAUCUGACUGUCAGGCUGUCAGUGUCCAUCUAUAGUUUGAUUCACGUUCAAGACCACAGUGCCUUCCUGGGGGUGAGGAGGAGACACCAGUAUGGACUACUUUUCAAAUGGAGUUCCCUGUAUUUUUAUAAUAGAACGUUCAAUAGGAUUAUAACAGCAGAAUGGGAUGAGCAACUUCCUGAUCAACAACAACAACAACAAGGACUUAUCCAUGUAAACUGGGAGGUUACAAACAUUUAUACAUUUUAAGAUGUUUUUUUCUUCACAUUUCUUUCCAUUUUAUUCCACUGACAAGCAAACUUUUUUUCCCGACGCAUUUUGAUUCAUAUAAUGCCAUGGUACACUAUACAGGAAAGGCUAAUGUAACCUAUUUCUGAAUCCAAGACUGUAGUUUUGCUUAGUCUUUGUAUGAUAUCCUUUAUUUGUAACAGAUAAUCAUGUAUAUUAAUAAACUCAAGCAAAGUAA